ACAGUGCAAGACUGUUCACACGAUGCUGUUGAUCCUCAGACAGGGGUUCAUCUCCAUCCAGCUUAAGUUGGAGUUGCGCAGCGAGCAGAAGUACGUGAUUGUGGAAAUCAACAAUAAGGUGGAGCUGCUGGUGGGAAUGGAGUCGGAUCAGACAGAUGACCUACUGACGGGGAAAAUACGUCUGGCUCUUGGAGGGAUGCUGGUGGAUCAGAAGAGGCUCCUGCAUCCUUUUAAUCCUGAGAUGGAUGGAUGUAUACGAGCGGGAAAUUGGCUGAACCUGAGCACUCCCUGGGACACAGAGCUGAACUGGAAACCUUCGACUUGCUUUCCAGAGAUCAAGAAAGGCAGCUACUUUCCUGGAAGUGGAUUAAUUCUGUUUAAUACAUCUGAUCUUCCUGGAGUGGAGACAGAAGAGCGAGGAGUCACGAUUGAGGUGUACGGAUCUUGGCGUGGGACACUGCUGAGUCUCCAGAGCCUUGAUUUCCAGUACAUUCUACCUGGGGUUAAGGGGAAGGAGAGCAGGGGUCUCACUGUGGAGCUGAAGGAAGAAUCCAGUUCGAGCAACACUGCUGACUCCUCCAAGCUGACUCUGACCUUACUGAAACAUUCGCUUUUGUUAAACAGAGAAACAGAGCUGGAGAAUGAAAGCAUUGACUUCCUCUCGAGGUGGACGGAGGGGAUGAGCUUAGCAUUUGGCGGAGUGCCAGGUGAGAGUGAGGACUCAAAGACUGUGCACCACCUGCAGGGCUGUUUGGAAAAGAUUCUCAUUCAGGGACAAGACAUCGAUCUCGAUCGGGCUCUCUUCAAGCACAGGUCUAUCUCGUCACACAGUUGUCCCACAGAAGCAGUGAAUCAACUCACGGAUAAUUAGUACAUAGUUUUAUUGGGUUUUUUUUAAAAGAAAAAAGAAAGGGGCGUGGCCACACAUCCUCCCAACAAAUAAACUCACUGAAAUCAUUAUUACAGUUUGACCAAAUCUUUUCAGUAUUAUAUUACAGCAAAUGGACCCACAUUUGCCACCCCAUGUCCAAAAACCUGGACUUGUGAUUUACAUAUCAGUUCACAGUUCAGUUCUUGAGAUUAUUUGUAUCAGAUACUUUUCAUCUGUCAGUGAAGUAAAUAACCUUACAGCUAACAAUAACAGUAAUAGUCAUGUUACAGUAUCAGUGCUGAUCUGUUCAUCCCAGGACGUUCAC
Molecule: messenger RNA, 1196 nt
Organism: Neoarius graeffei (lesser salmon catfish)
Lineage: Eukaryota; Metazoa; Chordata; Actinopteri; Siluriformes; Ariidae
Product: sex hormone-binding globulin-like
Exons: 6
Coding region: 23-871 (282 amino acids)
Molecular function (GO): steroid binding
Source: RefSeq, a predicted model, not a curated record